AUGAAAGGUCCAUUUUGUGUGUUCUGUGUUCUAUUUCAUUCAUUUAGUGGUCAUGGUAAUUCUUAUAAACAAAUUCAGUUUGUAAAAAAACCAUGUAUUAAGUAUAAAGAUUUUCACAAAAAAGCAUGCAAACACAAAGUUUCCAAGACACACUUACAAUGCACAGAAAAUGCGGUUAAUUUUAUUAAGGUUUUUUCUAACAAAGCUUCAACUGUUUUUGAUAAAAUUAACACUUCUCAUAAGUUACUGAUUGAUAAUAAUAGGAAAAAAAUUUUUCCUAUUAUUUCAAGUAUACUAUUUUGUGGUACUCAAGAAAUUGCUUUGCGUGGAAAAACAUCAAAUGAAGGAAAUUUCAAUUCUUUAAUUAACUUUAGAAUUGAAGCUGGUGAUAAAAUUUUACAAAGUCAUUUAGAAUCAAGCCCCAAAAAUUCCAAAUAUAUUUCAGCUAGAGUUCAAAAUGAAAUAAUUAAUAUUACAGGAAAAAUAAUCUUGAGCAGAAUAACAAAUUAUUUAGUGAACUCGCGAUCAUUUUUUUCUAUACUCGCUGAUGAGACUGCUGAUAUUUCUGGUACCGAACAGUUAUCCAUAGGCAUAAGAUAUAUCUCAUUUGAAUCAGAAAACCCUGCAGUUAAAGAAGAAUUUUUAGGUUUUGUUGCAUUAACAGAUAUGCAUGCUAAAACUGUAGCAAAAUCUAUAAUACAUUUUUUGAGACACUGGUCUUAA
Sipha flava (yellow sugarcane aphid) is the source of this 723-nucleotide messenger RNA. RefSeq lists its product as uncharacterized. Lineage: Eukaryota; Metazoa; Arthropoda; Insecta; Hemiptera; Aphididae. Bases 1 to 723 code for a protein of 240 amino acids. The record is from RefSeq and is a predicted model, not a curated record. The transcript has a single exon.